This is a messenger RNA of Aspergillus sclerotioniger CBS 115572, 2062 nucleotides long. Its product is annotated as putative C6 transcription factor. The record is from RefSeq and is a predicted model, not a curated record. Gene Ontology annotation, biological process: DNA-templated transcription; regulation of DNA-templated transcription; response to xenobiotic stimulus. The coding region runs from base 226 to 1941 and encodes 571 amino acids. Gene Ontology annotation, molecular function: DNA binding; DNA-binding transcription factor activity, RNA polymerase II-specific; zinc ion binding. NCBI's taxonomy places the organism in Eukaryota, Fungi, Ascomycota, Eurotiomycetes, Eurotiales, Aspergillaceae. The transcript has a single exon.
GUGGAACGCACAUUGGAGACUGAAUUUACACUGACAUGGUUUAAGUGAACGACCUCGGUUGUAUUGACUUAUACUUGUUCAUGGCUUAUGCAAUGCACAACCCGCUGACUCAUCUAUGCACCGCACACGCAUCAUCUCCGCAUCGAGUGACCGGAAUCAAACAUCCUCAUCUUAUCUACAACUCCUCAACUCCUCCACUGGUCAUAGACAUGGCCUGCAGAAAACAUGACAGAACCCCCCAGGAAGCGUUCCCGCGUCGCCUGUACCCUCUGUCAAUCCCGGAAGCGCAAAUGCUCCGGCGACCAGCCAUGCACCACAUGCGCCCAGUUUGGCUCCGACUGCCACUAUGACCUCCAGUCGCGCAGGAAACGCGAUGCCCGGCUGUUCCAGCUGCAGUCCGCCCCGGUCGACUCUACCACCACUAUCAAUAGCACACCACCUCGGCUUACCGAGCCAAAGAUAUCGCCCGAGGAGACCGCAGCUCGUCUCAGCUCGCUCGAUGCCAAUUCCGGCGCUGCAUUCGCCAGGCGACUCGGCCUUAAAGUCGACCCAUCCAAUGCCCCAAAGAUGCAUCUUUUUGCUUGGAACGUUGGAACUCGGCAUCCCCUCCCUUCUUCCAUGCCGCCAUCGUCACCCACUUCCAAGGCUGUCCCCGUCGUGGACACCAUCUCCCAGGAGGAAAUGCGGUCCCUCGUGACCGUCUUCUUCGAAAAAGUCGACCCAUGCUACGGCUUCAUCGACCGGGACCACCUCCUCCGCCAAGUAAGCAGACGAUGGUUACCAGUCGCAUCCGAAUCCGUCCUACCAUAUGGCCCCUACGACGCCGUCCUUUGCGGCGUCGCAGCCUUCGGGUACCUCUUCUCCCGCCGACAGGCCUGUCCCACGGAACUGCAACUCGCCGAAACAGCCCGACUCAUCCUCGAGCAAAACAUGCUCUCCGACACCACUCCAUCCGUCGACAUCGUCACCGCCUGGGUCCUCCGAGUCUCGUACCUCCGACUAACGGCCUCCCCCAAUGCCGCCUGGAUGGCCAGCUGCUCCCUAAUGCACAUCAUCGAAGCCACAGGCCUCCACCUGGAAUUCCCCUCCGACAACGCCAUCAACCAACUCCCAGAGCCAUGCGACCCUGAAACCCGCCGCCGGCUGUUCGGCAUGGCCCGGCACCUGAACGUAUGGAUAUCGUUCGAGCUUGCGCGGUCUCGAGUCGUCUUGCACGGCUCCACAUCCCUCCCGCCUACGCCGCGCAUCGCCGGCACCGCCGAGAUCUUCAACCUCCUUCCCAUGUCUGAAAGUCUGGAUCCGAACAAAACGACUGACUCUCCGGAUCUGGAGUCGUCUUUACGCAACGUGCUCGAUCUAGUCCACGUCCUGCCGCAGCUCAUCCUCGUCCAGUGUAACUUGAUGCUAUGCAUCUACCGUCGUCUACGCGCCCUGAACUGUAUUAUUUCAGGAGACUUGCUGGACCGCGUGCUGGCGCUGUCGAGAAAAGGGCUACAGGCGGCCCGCGAGAUGGUCGGGUCCAAUUGUCCGUGGCAUCAGAUCGCCAAUGUGCCGUUCCAGGUGGUGUGUACGUUGCUGGCGAUCGAUAACCGGACGUCCCUGGUGAUGCUGGGUGAUGCGAUGCGCACGCUCCGCGAGGUGGCCGCGGCGUAUGAUACGGAGGUGAUGCGCGAGGCUUAUAGUACGGCGUAUCUGCUGAUUCUGCUUCAUCAGCGACGAAAGGAGGAGGAUACGAAGGCGCUGAUGGAUGUGCUAAAGGUUAACCCGGGGGGCUCUGUCCCGCGGGUCGAAGAGCAGGAGGCUUCUACGGAGCCACAUCAUUCGCUGGCGGAUUACCCUGGGUUCUCGUGGUUGAGUGAUCUGUUGAUUGAUAUUCCUAGUUUGGGCAAUUUCGAUAUGGAGCGGUUCAUGUACACGGAUGCCUGGCCGGAGGGAGUCUGACCGCACACACUGGCUACGGUGGCCUACUGCGACUUCUUCCCCUUGUCAGUCUUCUGUCCGCCUGACCGUGCCACCACCCCCAGUUUCCACAACACCCACAGCAGCCCUAGGACAAUGGCUG